This is a messenger RNA of Camelina sativa (false flax), 1302 nucleotides long. RefSeq names its product imidazoleglycerol-phosphate dehydratase 2, chloroplastic. Lineage: Eukaryota; Viridiplantae; Streptophyta; Magnoliopsida; Brassicales; Brassicaceae. Gene Ontology annotation, biological process: L-histidine biosynthetic process. Gene Ontology annotation, molecular function: imidazoleglycerol-phosphate dehydratase activity. The record is from RefSeq and is a predicted model, not a curated record.
CCUCUAUAUAAAUUAAUAAUAAUAUACUCCCUCUCUGUUUCCAUCAAUGCCUUUGCUCUUGAAGCAUCGAACGCGUCACGCGUUGCAUUUGCAAAUGCCUUCGCAGACCAGACAAGCUACUAGAGCAAAGGCAAUUAUACCUUCAUUUCUAUCACUCUCUAUCUGGCUACAACAUAAUGUUAUACGACGUCGUUAUUGGUUUCUACAGUAGGAAAAAUCAAGUGGGUCUCUCACACACACUUGUCUUUCUUGUACCAAUGGAGCUCACAUCUUCGCCGGCUCAGCUUCUCAGACCACAUCUCGGCUUUAGGUUUUUACUUCCUCGACGAACAUCAAUCGCUUCUUCUUCCUCUCCUUCUCCUCGAUUCCUACGGAUGGAACCUUAUUCUCACCGUCCUCUUCCAUCUAUCUCCUCCGCUUCUCCUCCUCCUCCCGGAGAUAACGGUUUUCCGGCGAUUACUACAUCUUCUCCAAUCGAAUCAGCAGGUAGAAUAGGUGAAGUGAAGAGAGAAACAAAGGAAACAAAUGUAUCUGUAAAGAUCAAUUUGGAUGGUAAUGGAGUUGCUGAUAGCUCCACUGGGAUCCCUUUCCUUGAUCAUAUGUUAGAUCAACUUGCUUCACAUGGCUUGUUCGAUGUACAUGUAAGAGCUACUGGUGAUACUCAUAUUGACGAUCAUCAUACUAAUGAAGAUGUUGCUCUUGCCAUUGGAACAGCUUUGUUAAAUGCGCUUGGGGAGCGGAAAGGGAUCAACCGUUUUGGCGAUUUUACAGCUCCUCUUGAUGAAGCACUUAUUCAUGUUUCCCUGGAUUUAUCAGGUCGACCAUAUCUUGGUUACAACUUAGAGAUUCCAACUCAGAGAGUAGGAACAUACGACACUCAGUUGGUGGAGCAUUUCUUCCAGUCAUUGGUGAAUACUUCUGGUAUGACACUUCACAUCCGACAGCUUGCCGGUAGAAACUCUCACCAUAUAAUAGAAGCGACCUUUAAGGCCUUUGCUAGGGCUCUCCGACAAGCAACAGAGUCUGAUCCACGUCGCGGUGGGACAAUACCAAGUUCAAAAGGAGUCUUGUCACGGUCGUAAGAGGCGGUGAAAACAAAAGUUUCAGUAUACUGAUGGGAGUUCUUGAGCAAGGAUCAGUUGUCUUAUUUUACAGUGUCAAACCUGCUAGUGCUGGAUCAUUGCUCAUUUGCAAAAGGUUUAUGUAUUUAAGAUUAGCUUUUGGGAAGAAACAGUCCAGCGUUAAUUUGUAUUUUGUUGUUGGAGACUACUUUUAACACAUAAUACAUGUGAGUUCUUUGUU